GUCCCCGCUUGAUGCGAGUCUUCUGCCCCAGACACUCAUCGCUACAAUGAUUCGAAGACAGGCGCGCGAGAGGCGGGACUAUUUGUACCGUCGGGCACUUACGCUGCAACAAGCCGAGAUCGCGGCAAAGAGAGCCAAAUUGAAGGAUGCUCUCGCGCGAGGGAAGCCUCUGGACCCAGAGAUAGCCAAGGACAAGAGCCUUCGAGAGGAUUACAAGUUCGACGAGUCUCGCGCCGACCGCACGACCGAGGAAGAGCUGGGCCUCGACGACGAGUAUGCCGCCCUCUCAGGCAUCCGUGACCCGCGCAUCGUCGUGACGACGUCGCGCGACCCGUCCUCGCGCCUGUCAACCUUCGCGAAGGAGAUCCGUCUCCUCCUCCCGACCGCCAUCCGUCUCAACCGCGGCAACCAGAUCCUGCCAAACCUCGUGCAGAGCGUCAAGGCCAAUGACAUGAGCGACGUGGUGCUGCUGCACGAGCACCGAGGCACGCCGACCGCGCUGACCGUAUCGCACAUGCCCCACGGUCCCACGGCGUCUUUCAGUCUGCACAACGUCGUCCUGCGCGCCGACAUUCCCAACGCCGCCCGCGGCACCGUCUCGGAGUCGUACCCACACCUGAUCUUUGAAGGCUUCAGCACCAAACUGGGCAAGAGGGUCGUGCAGAUUCUUAAGCACUUGUUCCCGCCACGCGAGCCAUCGAGGCAGCUCGGCAGCCGCGUCGUCACCUUCAAGAACAUCGAGGACAGCAUCGAGGUCAGACACCAUGUUUUCGUCCAGACCGGGUACCAGAGUGUGGAAUUGGCCGAGGUCGGACCGCGGAUGACGAUGAGAUUGUUCGAGAUCAGGAACGGAACACUGGAGAACAAGGACGGAGAUGUCGAAUGGCAUCUCAACCAAUACACGAGAACCGCCAGGAAGAAGGACUAUCUUUGAAGUGGGCAAACAAGGUGCCUAAACCCGAGAGACUCUGGGAGAGAUCUUUCGUGACUUGCCCAUGUGCCCACGCCAGCGGGGAUGUGCAGGUGGCAUUCUCACCACAUGCCCACACGUUGUCAACUCCACCUGAACGGCCAGACUGAGUACGCAUGGCUCAUCUCUUAAUGGUCUCAAUGAGCGACUACGUGGCAGAAUACGAUACCGGGCAUCGAAGCAGUCAUGCUUGAGCCCUGAAUGGGCGAGACGUGGCGACGUACUAGUCGGAUGUUGUGGCGCACUUUGCGGUAGGAGUGAAGGAAGCGAGAGAGCUGAAUAUGGUCUACUCGCCACCGAUCUGGCGAAAAACACCUCAUGCGUCAUUUCCGCCGAGAGGAUAGCGAAUACGUAAUGAAGACACUAGUCUACAUUUCUAAGAACCGCCCCAAUUCUUAACCAGCUCACUGUUCAAAGCCCGCGUGCACUCGGCAAUCGUGCGA
Messenger RNA from Verruconis gallopava, 1413 nucleotides. RefSeq lists its product as uncharacterized. Gene Ontology annotation, biological process: rRNA processing. The transcript has 3 exons. Gene Ontology annotation, cellular component: nucleolus; Mpp10 complex; small-subunit processome. The coding region runs from base 47 to 934 and encodes 295 amino acids. The record is from RefSeq and is a predicted model, not a curated record. Gene Ontology annotation, molecular function: snoRNA binding; rRNA primary transcript binding. Lineage: Eukaryota; Fungi; Ascomycota; Dothideomycetes; Venturiales; Sympoventuriaceae.